Molecule: messenger RNA, 1553 nt
Organism: Camellia sinensis
Lineage: Eukaryota; Viridiplantae; Streptophyta; Magnoliopsida; Ericales; Theaceae
Biological process (GO): GPI anchor biosynthetic process
Molecular function (GO): hydrolase activity
Source: RefSeq, a predicted model, not a curated record
GUCCGCCACGUUACUGGGGUCGACAAAACCCAAACGACAACUAACGUGCAAAAGCAAAAUCUAGCAUUCAAAAAUUCAAAUCAAGCCAACAAUGGCGAGAAGAACACAUGGUCAACAUCACCAAAACCCUAGAUCCUUUCUCAGUGUCUCACCUCCUCCUCAAUCUUCUCUCUCAAAAAACCCUUAACAUUUCACACUCAAACACAGCCAGCUCUGCUUCUUACACGAUGGUUGUGCAUUGGAGGCGUGUGUUGCGUCUGUUGCCGCUGAUAGUCAUCGCCGCCCUGGUCGUCUUCGCCGCCCUGGUCGUCUUCGAGGAUAGAGUUUCGAUCCCCUCCUGCGUGGUAGUCCCCAAUGGCGGACAACAUGUGGAAGAAGAUCACCCGGACGAUCUGAAGGUGAUGAUGGUCGCGAAUCUGCUCUUGUUGGGCUCCGAAGCUGGCUACAAGAACAUCUUCUUCAGCGACUAUUACUUGUCCAAGUUCUUUGAGAAAUCAUUUAAAAUCUUGAAGCCUGAUAUGCUGCUCGUAUUAGGAGAUGUUUCUGCUAGAGGAUCAAAGUUGACGAGAAGUAAGUGGUCAUCUGUGAUCAACCAGUUCCACAAGUUGUUAGGUCCCUUUCAUGGCCGUCCAUUUCAUGUUAUUCUUGGGGACAGAGAUACUGGAGACUGCAGUGAGCUAAAUGCAAUAUCUGUUAAUUGGCUAGCCGGAAAUUUUCCUGGAUUGGACUCAUCUGGUUGUGGUGCCUUCGAAAUUAGUAAUAUUAGUUUUGUCUCACUUAAUGCUGUGGCAUUGCUCUGUGGCAACAAUAAGUUACGUUUUAGUGUUGAAAAAGUAAUAGAAAGAGAAAGUAUAGAUUUGCAAAUGGUCAGUGAACAAACAACAAAAGUGUUAGAUGAGUCUAGUAAAUUCAGAUUGGCCUCUGGUGACUUUGGGUGGAGAGAAAAUGCCAUGUCAUCUGGAUCCGGACCUGUCCUCCUACUUCAUUUUCCAUUGCACUGGACAGAAAACAACAAUUACUGGGAUAACAGUGCUGUUGGUGGACCUUAUAAUCAUCCAGAUGAGAGUUCAAAAAUUAUAGAGAGUAGGGGGUUUGUUGGAACUGGACCAUAUGAUUUAUUUCACGCUCUCCCGCCAAAUGCUACUGAAUACGUUUUUCAAGCACUUAAGCCUAGGAUUGUUUUCAGUGCACAUACUCAUAAAUUUUGUGAUCGCACUCACUCAGAUGGGACCCGUGAGAUAACUGUUCCAGCCAUGACAUGGGAUGCAAGGAGUGAGCCUGGUUUUGUUGUUGCCUUGUUCAAAAGGAAUGGAGGAGUUGUAACAGUCAGCCAUUGUUCUCUUGCCAGGGAAUCAAAUGUACUAAUUGCUUAUAUUUCUAUUGUAAUUCUGUUUAUAUCAACUAUGCUUGUAGCAAAAUCAUCACAUCUAACAUCUUCAGGAAGUUGAUAAUUAAAACUUACCCCACACCAUCUGAGUUGUGUAUUACUUUUAUAUAAUUUUUGACGUCUGAGUUGUGUAUUACUUCUAUAUAAUUUUCUUUCCUUGUGUUGA